Messenger RNA from Podarcis muralis (Common wall lizard), 2883 nucleotides. The record is from RefSeq and is a predicted model, not a curated record. NCBI's taxonomy places the organism in Eukaryota, Metazoa, Chordata, Lepidosauria, Squamata, Lacertidae.
AUGCAGGAUGAGCAUCGGUUAGUGCCAACUCCCCCGCCUCUUGGAAUGCUGGCCGAUAAGGGAAUUGUGGAGAGCAAGCCAGAACUCAGUCAAAGCUCGCCAGAAGUACAAACAGGCGGGAAAGAGCUAAGAGACAUCCUCUCUGAGAAUGGAGAAGAGGAGGGAGCUGACCCACUCAGUCUGAGGUCUCGACGAAUGGGAGGGCUGCAAGAUAGGAAGCAAAACAAAAGAUAUGCUGACUGCUGUUAUGACACAUGCAUCACAGCCCAGAUGGUAGUCAAUAUGUACUAUGAUUCACCCUGUGUCAGCGACUGGGUAUCUGAACUUGGUGUGGUGAAGUUUUAUCUUGGUGACAUUAGUGAGUUCUUUUUGGGUAUGGAGGUGUCACCUUGCCAUUUGUUGUGUGUGAAAAUCAUACAAAUAAAAAAUCUACGAAAGGCAGAUUUAUUUAGCCAGACUGAUGGCUAUGUGAGCUUGUACCUGCCAACAGCUUCAUUUGAAAGACCUCAGACCAAGACUAUUAAGGACUGUAAGGAUCCAGUAUGGAAUGAAACCUUCUACUUCAGGAUACAGACGCGGGUCAAAAAUGUUUUGGAGAUGAUGGUUCACGAUGAAGACCACUGCCUCAUGGAUAAGAAUCUCUGCACUGUUCUCUUUGAUGUUUCCAAGAUCCAGCUUGGAGAAAGAGUUUGCCUCACAUUUCCUUUGGAUCCAAAAACCAGAUAUGACAUGUCAAAUAUAUUUAUUUUGUUUUGCAGCCCAGUUCCUCCUGAGCAUAUUGUUACUAAUGGCGUAUUAGUGUCUCGUGAAAUUUCCUGCUUGAGUGUACAGGUGAAUGGAGGGACAGCAAUGAAGAAGAAACAAGGAGAGCAAAACUUCACAUUCACUGUGAAAGGAUCCUAUGAAGAGAGCCAGGACUUUACGUUGAGCUCUGAGCUGUGCCCUGCUGAUCAUCUUGUGCUUCACUGCAUCAAGAAUAUGGACUCUGCACUGGAGAUUGAACCAGCAAAGAAGUCACACUCUUGUACUCCUGGUGAAAGUAAUGACGCAAAUAAAAGACUUUGCUUCACUUUGCCUCUUGAUUCAGUUAGUAUGGAAAAAGAAGUGACCAUAGGCAAGUUUGUUGAGACUGUGGCUCUUCAUAAGAAAAUGAUAACAAAUGGAGGGUGGGGAGGAUGCAGUGCACUGAUGCUUUCUUUGUUCUGCUCUGGCCUACGUGCAAGGCUGAAAAACCUGGAUGUGCGUUUGGGGUAUGAACUAUGUAUGGAUGAACAAACAGUUAUACGGAAACGGAAGAAGUUUGUUGCAGCUGCCCUGGAAAGGGCUCUUGGCUUAAAGAAGGGCUUACAAGAUCAUGAGGUGCCAGUGGUGGCUGUCAUGACAACAGGAGGAGGUGCCAGGGCAUUCACAGCUUUACAUGGCAACCUGUAUGGUCUUCAAAAAUUGAAUCUCUUAGAUUGUAUUUCAUACAUCACUGGAUCAUCUGGCUCCACAUGGGCCUUAUCCAAUCUUUAUGAACAUGCUGACUGGUCACAGCAAGACCUUUCAGGAGCAAUUUCAGAGGCUCGCAAGAGUAUCACCAGAUGCAAGCUGGACUUGUUUUCCCUCCAAAACUUAAAGGAAUACAGUGCUGCACUGGAACAUCGGCAAAAGGAAGGCUACAAAACAUGUGUCACUGAUCUUUGGGGACUUUUCAUUGACAAAGCAUUGAGCAACGGGAGAUGCAGCGACACACUCUCAGGGCAGAAGCGUGCCCUGACUCACGGUCAAAGCCCCCUGCCGAUAUACAUGGUACUCAACACCAAGGACAACUAUAGCCUUGCAGAAUUUAAAGAAUGGAUGGAAUUCACUCCUUUUGAGGUUGGAAUAAUAAAAUAUGGGGCCUAUGUUCGUGCUGAGGACUUUGGAAGUAAAUUCUUCAUGGGACGGCUGAUGAGGAAACUUCCAGAAUCUGGAAUCUGUUUCAUGAAAGGUGUGUGGAGUAAUGUAUUUUCUUAUAACCUACUGGAUUCCUGGCGUGCACUUGAUUCUUCGGAAGAAGGUCUGUGGUACCUGCUUACCAGGGACAAAGUACAAGAUAUUGAAGAAAGACCACCUCAGCCACCAAAAGCAGAUGAAUUGAAUACUCACUUGGUUAUCCCUGCCAAUAAAUUCAUGAAGAGCCUUCGUGAAGUCUUAACACAAAGGAUAACAACCUCAAAGUUCUACAAUUUCAUAAGGGAAUUGCAGUUAAAUGAUGGAUAUAUAGAUAAUAAAAACUUUGCCAUAUGGAAAGAUACUGAUCUAGACCCUCUUCCCAACCAGCUGACAGCUACAUCAGAAUACCUGUCUAUCACAGAUACUGCAGCAUAUAUAGAUAUCAGCUACCCACCACUCCUGAGGCCUGAGAGGAAAGUGGAUGUCAUUAUACAUUUAAAUUAUUCUUCAGGAUCACAAACAUCUCCUUUACAUGAAGCCUCCAGAUACUUUGCAAAGCAAGGAAUUCCUUUCCCCAAAGUAGACCUGAGUCAUAUUAAGGAUAAGGAUCUGAAGGAGUGCUAUGUCUUUGAAGAUCUCGAGAAUUCGAAAGCACCCAUUGUGGUUUUCUUUCCUCUGAUAAAUGACACAUUCAGAAAAUAUAAAGCACCAGGUGUGGAACGCAGCCCUUCUGAACUGAAGCAGGGUGACGUUAAUGUGACUGGUCCUUGUUCUCCAUAUGGACUCCAAAGCUUUACAUAUACAGAGGAGGAUUUUGAUAAACUGGUGGGAUUGACCAGCUACAAUAUUCAGAAUAAUGAAGAUUCGAUCCUCCACGCUUUGCGAAGAGCAGUAGAGAGAAAAGGACACCAAACAAAAUAGGCAUUAUGGGGAAACCUAUCCAGAAAUGAUAGAUGCAUAGCUUUU